CCCAGAUGUGGCCACUGCCCCCGGAGGCUGCCUGCAGCGGGCGUCUCCUAAGGGUUUACUAAACGAUGGGUCCUGGGAUGAGGGAAAGGCAGCCGGGGUCCUUCCGCACUGGGGGUGCCCCCUCUUCUGGGCAGACAAACCAUGGAAUCACGUGACACUCACUCAUGCUCAUCCCUCCCCUCCCAAACUGGAGGAACCAGUUCUUUGAACCCUAAUGCAGAUCCCCAGCCCUUCCCGGAUCCCCCACCUUGGCGGGUGGGUGCAGGGGUCCCUCCCCUUCCGCCUCCUCCCUGGGACCGAGGGGCUGAGGCGACGGCGGCGCCCCGAGAGACUCCCGGCGGGGCGGGGGUGCUCUGGGCCGGGCCCGAGGGACCGCGGGCUUGGGCAAGGGAGCUGAGCUCAGCGCAUCGCCUGGCAACCAAGGGAUGAGGCUGCUCUAAAGGGGAGGAGGAGCUGGGCGGGGCGGGGGAGCUCGGCCUCCCCAUCCCUUCCCGCCAGCCUCUCCCUCGGCCGGAGCCAGCGCCCAGGAGAGGGCUCCCUGACUGCCCCCCCGGGAAGCGGGCGGCCGGGCCUGGAGCCCAGGUGAGUCGGCCCGGGCCCCGGCUCAGCGGCCCCCACCCCCCCAUCCGAGGCAGCAGGCCCUCCCCGCCCCGGCUCCCGCCCUCUCUCCGCAGCCAUGUGGCUCCCGUCGCGCCGGCAGCUGUGCUGGGCCUUUGUGGGGGCCUCGCUCCUCUCGGUGGCCUCCUUCCUGCUGCACCUCCGGAGGGGCGGCCUCUCCCCCGGGUGGGUUUUCUCCGCUCUGUGCCAGCAGCAGUGUCCCGGCUUGACCCGAGUGGCCUUCUUCUGCCUGCCGGGGACCCCCCCGGCCGCCAACAGUUCCUCGGUGCCCCCCAGGGCCCGAGCCGGCCGCGAGCCGGGCAUGUGGACCAUCCAGCCGGAGGGGCGCUUCGGGAACCAGAUGGGCCAGUACGCCACGCUGUACGCCCUGGCCCGGCUGAACGGGAAGCAGGCCUUCAUCCUGCCCGACAUGCACGCCACCCUGGCCCCGGUCUUCAAGCUCACGCUCCCGGUGCUGGACGCCACGGCGGCCUCCCACGUGCCCUGGAGCCUCUACCCUCUCCGAGACUGGAUGGCCGAGGAGUACGGCCGCCUGGGGGACCGGGACGCGCUGCGCUUCACCGGCUUCCCCUGCUCCUGGACCUUCUACCACCACCUGCGGGCCGAGAUCCGCCGCGAGUUCUCCCUGCACCGGCACGUCCGGGAAGACGCCCAGGCUUUCCUGCGCUGGGUGCGCCACAGCCGGGGAGGCGGCCCAGACCUGGUCUUCGUGGGGGUCCACGUCCGCAGGGGCGACUACGUGGAGAUGAUGCCCGGACACUGGCGCGGCGUGGUGGCCGACGCGGCCUACCUGGAGCGGGCUCUGGCCUGGUUCCGGGCCCGCUACCCGGCCGUGGUUUUCGUGGUGACCAGCAACGGCAUGGAGUGGUGCCGAGAGCACAUCAGCCCCUCCCGGGGAGACGUGGUGUUCGCCGGCGACGGAGAUGAGGCGGCCCCGGGCUCAGACUUCGCGCUGCUGACCCAGUGCAACCACACGGUCAUGACCAUCGGCACCUUUGGCUACUGGGCCGCCUACCUGGCCGCAGGGGAGACCAUCUACCUGGCCAACUACACCCUCCCCGACUCCCAGUUCCUGAAGGUGUUCAAGCCCCAGGCUGCCUUCCUGCCCGAGUGGAUGGGCAUCCCCGCAGACCUCUCCCCGCUCCUGCACUGAGCGGGCUACGACGCACUUGCUUUCUCGCCGCG
Sarcophilus harrisii (Tasmanian devil) is the source of this 1803-nucleotide messenger RNA. It is a transcript of the gene FUT1, whose product is annotated as fucosyltransferase 1 (H blood group). NCBI's taxonomy places the organism in Eukaryota, Metazoa, Chordata, Mammalia, Dasyuromorphia, Dasyuridae. The transcript has a single exon. The record is from RefSeq and is a predicted model, not a curated record. Gene Ontology annotation, biological process: carbohydrate metabolic process. Gene Ontology annotation, cellular component: membrane. Gene Ontology annotation, molecular function: galactoside 2-alpha-L-fucosyltransferase activity. Bases 677 to 1771 code for a protein of 364 amino acids.